AGUCUCUGGAACUGUUUGCCUGGGGCUGACUUCAAACCUUGAUCCUCCUGAUCUCUGUCUUCUGAGUAGCUAGGAUUAUGAACUUGAGCCACCCACACCUGUUGGGAGGAGAGACAGCUAUUGCCAUCAUGGAGGUGCCAGAGGUGGGGAGUCCCCUGAACCCCAGCUGUAAGAUAAUGACCUUCAGACCCUCCAUGGAGGAGUUCCGAGAGUUCAACAAAUAUCUUGCAUACAUGGAGUCUAAAGGAGCCCACCGAGCGGGUCUUGCAAAGGUGAUUCCUCCUAAGGAGUGGAAGCCAAGACAGUGCUAUGAUGACAUUGAUAAUUUGCUUAUUCCAGCCCCGAUUCAGCAGAUGGUCACAGGACAGUCAGGACUGUUUACUCAAUACAACAUCCAGAAAAAAGCCAUGACCGUGAAGGAGUUCAGGCAGCUAGCCAACAGUGGCAAAUAUUGUACUCCAAGAUACUUGGAUUAUGAAGAUUUGGAGCGCAAAUACUGGAAAAACUUAACUUUUGUGGCACCUAUCUAUGGUGCAGAUAUUAAUGGCAGCAUAUAUGAUGAGGUAUAUUUAUAAUGGUUGAUGUUUUUCUUACCGUUAUAUAUACAACUAAGAAAGAUUCAUUUGUUGUGCUUUUGGGCAAUCUAUAGUUCCUCCAAGUGUAGGAUGAAAUAGUUAUCAGUAGGAUUUUUGUAAUUGUAUUUUUCAAAUUGAAGGCAGCUAAUUGUACA
Castor canadensis (American beaver) is the source of this 730-nucleotide messenger RNA. NCBI's taxonomy places the organism in Eukaryota, Metazoa, Chordata, Mammalia, Rodentia, Castoridae. The record is from RefSeq and is a predicted model, not a curated record.